UGGUUCUUCUAAAGCUCAACUAAUUAGCUAGCUCUUCUUUCAAAAACCAGACUGUCUCUAUUUCCAUUUGAGGUAGUGUGAUAUCAUUCAAGCCUUCAAACCCAAGUGGGUAGUUUCUGAUUCCUCUAAGCACAAGAGAGGAGGUAAAACAGCUUUUCCAAAGCACCACAGUUUAGAAAGACUUGGGUUGGGGUGGUGUUGAGGGAGAGAGAAAAAAGAUAAGAGAAGAAAGAAAGAAGUUUAGUCCUCAGAAAAGAAAGUGUGUUUCAAAAGGGGGUGGUGGGGGGGGUUGGUUUUAGCCAAGUGAUGCGAUCAGGAGCUUGUGCAGCGCAGCAGACCCUCACAGCGGAGGCUGCUUCAGUAUUGAAGCACUCUGUCAGCUUGGCAAGGAGGAGGGGCCAUGCUCAGGUCACUCCUCUUCAUGUGGCUGCCACUUUAUUAAGUGCAAGGGCCAGUGUUUUGAGAAGGGCUUGUCUCAAAUCUCAGCCACACCACACUUCACAUCCUCUCCAAUGCAGAGCUCUUGAGCUUUGCUUCAAUGUGGCUCUUAAUAGGCUUCCAACAACACCUGGUCCUUUGCUUCAUGGUCAGCCUUCUCUCUCUAAUGCUCUAAUUGCUGCACUCAAAAGAGCACAAGCACACCAGAGAAGAGGUUGCAUUGAACAACAGCAACAACAGCCACUUUUAACCAUAAAGGUUGAGUUAGAACAGCUUAUUAUAUCUAUUUUAGAUGACCCUAGUGUGAGCAGGGUUAUGAGAGAGGCUGGUUUCUCUAGCACUUCUGUCAAGAACAACAUUGAGGACUGUUCAGCCACUUCUGUGUUUCAGUGUUACAACAGUUCUGGUGGGGUUUUCUCUUCACCUUGUUCGCCUUCUCAUACUGAAUCACAAAGAGACAUCAUCAACCCUAGCACGUUCUGGAACACCCCUUUCUUGGCUUACUCUUCUGAGCAAAACCCAGUUCUCUUUUCCCCUCCAAAGAAACUUCCAACCAAUAACCCUAUCACAGGCUUCAUAGCUGGUUCAUCACCAUCUGUGAAGGAAGAUAUCAAAUUGGUCUUUGACGUUUUGUCUAGGAAGAAUAAUAAUAAGAGAAAGAACACUGUGAUAGUGGGUGACUCAGUGCCCAUAACUGAAGGCCUAGUGUCAGAGCUAAUGUCAAGGCUUGAGAGAGGAGAGGUUCCUGAGGAGCUGAAAUCAACCCAUUUAAUCAGAUUUCAGUUCGCACCAGUUUCUUUAAGAUUUAUGAAGAAGGAAGAUGUGGAAAUGAAACUUUCAGAGCUGAAAAGGAAGGUGGAUUAUUCUCUUGCAUCAGCUGGAGGAGCCAUUAUUUACACUGGUGACUUAAAAUGGACAGUGAAUGAUGAGAAAGAAGAAGUUUCAGUCUCAGUCUCAUCAGCUUAUAACCCAGUUGAUCAUCUUAUUGCAGAGAUAGGAAGGUUAGUCUCAGACUUUGGCAGCUCAAACUCAAACACAAAGGUAUGGUUAAUGGGAACUGCAAGUUACCAGACAUACAUGAGGUGCCAAAUAAGGCAACCCCCUCUUGAGCUUCAAUGGGCUCUUCAAGCUGUUUCUGUUCCAUCAGGUGGACUUGGUUUAAGCCUCCAGGGUUCCAGUGUGCUUGAUUCAAAGCUAACCUUCUCUCUGAACCCGUCUCAAUUGCUGGAAACAAAGCCAUUUAGUUGUAAAGAGGAACGAGAUAAGCUCAGUUGCUGUUCUGAAUGUGCCUCCAGUUAUGAAAAAGAAGCUCAGUUGUUCAAAUCUGGCGAACUAAAGCUCUUGCCUCCCUGGCUGCAACCUCAUGGAACUGAAGCCUCUCAUAAGGAUGAAUUGGUUGAGCUGCAGAGAAAGUGGAACGGGCUCUGCCACAGCCUCCACCAAGGCAGGCAUGGUCAGAACCAUAUGAACACCACUUUGUACAGCAGUCAAAGCUUAUUUGGAAAGAACAAGAGCUACUCUUAUGUUUCAUCCUAUCCAUGGUGGCCAAGUCAGAACAGUGUCUUCCCCGAAUCCAAUUCGAUAUCCUUUGCCGAUUCAGCUUUGAAGUGCACCCACAGCUCCAAUCUCGUGUCUCGACUCAGACGACAACAAUCCUGCACUAUUGAAUUCAAUUUCACUGGUGAUAACCAGAAACACCAAUCAGCAGAACCGAGCUUGGGUUUUCUUAAAGACAACGAUGGUCAGGAAGUGAAAAUCACUCUUGCUCUAGGUAAUUCUUUUCUGUCUGAUUCAGAGAAACUGGUGGAAAGGAAAAGUGAACGAACAAUGCAACGAGCUGAUACAUGUAAGGUACUACAAGAGAAUGUGCCAUGGCAAUCCGAAACCAUUCCUUCAAUAGCAGAAGCUUUGAUCGAUUCCAAAUUUUCAAAGCAAGAGACUUGGUUACUGAUUCAGGGGAAUGACUCAAUAGGGAAAAGAAGGUUGGCACUAGCAAUUGCAGAGUCAAUUUUCGGCUCUGCCGAUUUGCUCCUUCACUUAAACAUGAGGAAAAGAGAUAAUGCAGAGACCCCAUGUCCUCAAAUCCUGGCCAAAGCCAUGAAAACCCAUGGAAAGCUUGUUAUCUUAGUUGAAGAUGUUGAUCUAGCUGAUACCCAGUUCAUGAAAUUCCUAGCUGAUGUAUAUGAAAGCGGAAAAUUUGGAGAAUCAAGCAAAAGAGAGGGAAGUACUAUAGGCCAAGUAAUAUUCAUAUUGACAAAGGGUGGUUCCACAAGCUAUGAAAAUAAGAAUAAGCAAGAUUGUGUGAUCAAGUUGAACUUGCAAGUCAAUGAAACAAAGCCCAGCUUGGGAACAUUUAACUUUGAUCACAAGCGCAAAGCUGAGUGGGAUUUGUUAACCAAGACUAAGAAAACUCCAAGAAUGGAAGCAAAGGAAGAUGCAACUUGUGUGGCCGGGGAGAAUGGGAAUAUUAAGAAAGACUUCUCAAGGCAAUCAAGCUUCAAUAGUACUCUUGAUCUCAACAUUAGAGCCGAUGAGGAGGAUGAAAGUGAGGGAAAACCAGGGGAGUAUAGCCCCAUUUCAAGUGAUUUAACUCGCGAAACCACAACCGAUCCCCAAAACCAACAUGGGUUUCUAGAAAUGAUAGAAAACCGAUUCAUUUUUGAUCGGAGCCCGGCUCGGGAUAGAGAGAUGAUAGAGCUUUUCUUGUCCAAGAUCAAGAGUUCAUUCGAGGAGAUCUAUGUGAAGCAAAAUGUGGACAAUUUUAGUGUGGAAGAGAGGGUGUUAGAGGAGGUGUUAGUUGGUUCUGCUUCUUUUCCCAACAGCUUGUUUGAAAAAUGGCUGAAAGACAUUUUUCAAACGAGUUUGCAAACGUUCAAAGUUGGUGGGAAGGAGGGUAUAGAAGUUAGGCUAUGUUUAGAGGGCAAAGGAGAGGGGUUCUUGGAGGACGGCUUCAUGGGUUCAUGUCUGCCUAAGAAAAUCUAUGUUUCUUUCAUCGACUACUGAUCUAAUGGUUUUUCUUGGUUUUUUGGGGGUGGGUGUAAAAUCUUCACAAUUGAAAUGGAAAUUUAAUGGCCACACUAUCUCAUGUAACUGCUCAUUUUCAUAAUAGGAUGUGUUAUUUUGCUUUUUAUUA
Molecule: messenger RNA, 3571 nt
Organism: Quercus robur (English oak)
Lineage: Eukaryota; Viridiplantae; Streptophyta; Magnoliopsida; Fagales; Fagaceae
Product: protein SMAX1-LIKE 4
Exons: 3
Coding region: 307-3441 (1044 amino acids)
Source: RefSeq, a predicted model, not a curated record